AUGUAUUCGUACGCGGACCAGCCUACGCCACCCUUCAACUCGCCCUACCAACAACACACGUCACGGACAGGCUCCCUACUUGAAUCGCCUUAUCCUUCACCAGGUCGACAGGAGUCGCGACCCAACUACACUCACGGUCUUGGUCUAUAUGAAGUACAAUCAGUACAAAACGCUCUGCCUCCAUCACCUCAACCAUCGGAAAGUUGGGGUGGCCAUUAUUCAAACGAUGCCUCUGCAGAGCCUAUCGUAGAGCCGUACCUUUCAGGAGCUUUCGACCAUCCAGUCUCUCGUUCGCCAGUGCCGUGGAGUUCCGCUCAACCUUCACCUCCCACAUCACCACCACUAUACAGCCCGCGCGCCAUGUCUUCUGCCGCCUAUUCGCCCAGUGGCCCAAAGCCCUCGGCGUACCCUGAUUUGAAGAUGGAGGCUUCUUCAUGGAAUUCAUCAGUUCAUAUUGGAUACGGUACAGAAGCGCCAGUCACAAUGAGUGGACCUCCGUCGGGGCAGCAACCACUUACCGUAGCCCCAGAGCGGCUCAGCUCGACUAUGUAUCCGUACGAGCAUACAUACCCAGAGCCUGUCAUGUCUAAGUACGAGCCUGAGCCGAUGUACAGCUGCGAUGGCCGUACUUACGAAAGGACACCUUUGAUGGCCAGCCGUAGUAGCCCACAAGCCCAGAUUGCACAAACCACCCGGUAUGCCAACACAGCGUCGUUGGUAAAUCGCAGACGGGCCCGCAAUCGUAGACACACUGACCCUGCUAAGGCUGCAUUCCAUUGCGAGCUUUGCCCUGAGAGGGGCUUCGCAAGGAAAUACAACCUCAGACAACACAUGCUCACGCAUGACUCGUAUCGCCAGAGGGCGCAUAUCUGCCCGCACCCUGAGUGUGGAAAACAGUUUGUGCGCAAGACCGAUCUAGCUCGACACGAUCAAAGCGUGCAUACGGACGUCAGACCACACGUUUGUCCCAAGUGCGCCGCUGCCUUUCCACGCAAAGACACGCUCAGUAGGUCAGUAACGAUUCGAGCACUUAUUCCUUUCAUCUUCCUAAUAAAUGCUUAG
Messenger RNA from Alternaria burnsii, 1062 nucleotides. RefSeq lists its product as uncharacterized. The record is from RefSeq and is a predicted model, not a curated record. Lineage: Eukaryota; Fungi; Ascomycota; Dothideomycetes; Pleosporales; Pleosporaceae. Bases 1 to 1062 code for a protein of 353 amino acids. The transcript has a single exon.